AUGUACAUCAAGGCAGCUGCUUCUGCUUCGAGUUCCGUCCCUCGAGGAACGGGUUUUCUCGACCAUUACGAUGUUCAAUUGAUCAAAUGUCGAGCCAUUGUUCUACGUUUGCAAGAGUUUUUGCGUAUUUUGAAGAUACUCAACACAACGUCUAAACGCAGGAGCGAAGCGCGUUUCAUUAUUCCCCUCACAAACUAUAUCUUGGCUCUUUACGGAUGUUUGACCUUAAACAUCUCGGAACCACUCAGCAAGAAACUCUUGGCAAUUAGUGAGUUCAAAACGGUUCCUAUACCAGCAUCUGUUCCUGCAUACGAUGCAGAGCCUGUUGACAUCCGAAUUGAGCUCGCAACAGUGGGAUCGGACCUUGAAGAAGUCAAAAAAAAAGUUUACAAUGCGUCACUGCAAGGACAGAUUUUGGAAACUGCUAUCAAGUUAACGACCACGGCAUUGCAAGUUGCAGAGCGUAUCUACGGAACGUCCUUGACCGAACGCACCAACAACAGACAGCCAGAUAUCUCCGGAAGACGCUUCGAGCUGAACGAGGCAGCGUUUGAUGAGCUUAUAAGGCCCGGGGAAGUUGCUUUGGCAUUAGAUCUCGCUGUUUUGAUUAAAAACUACGACUUGGACACGUCAGUUGCAUCAUUUCAGAAACUCAAUUUACAAGUGCUGGGCAAGUUUAGAGACCAUAUGAAUGAAAAAGCCUUGCGUCCCAUCAAGUCUUACCACACGUCACUAUUUCGAUUCUCGAAAGCAGCUUCCGCCAGUCAGGCCAAAAUAAUCAUGAAUUUACCGCAUUGGCAAUACACAAUGCACCGAGUGUAUGCCUUGCUACUGAGAAUUCUGUAUAUCCUUUCCAUCACGAAAGCUUUUCUGAGGCAAAUUUACAUUCCCAACAGCCAUUGUUUGGCAGCGCAUAAAACGCAGCUUCGAUCUACGAAUGUUUAUGAAUAUCAAGAACUGCUAGAAAGUCUGAAAAGGAUAUGUCUUGACGGCAAGGACCUCGAUGAGCUGGCUGGUCGCGUUAACAACUACAACAACAGUGGCUCAUUUUUCUUGGUCCAACCGGCUACUAUCUCUGAAGUCUUCAACACUGAUAUUACCAGUGCCAUUCGCAAGCUAAGACAUUAUUUUCAAACCAUAGACUCUUGGAUCACGAUGUGGACGAACAUUCAAGACAACAAUGCGGCGACAGAAAAGUUGGAUGUAAUUUCUGAGUCAGAACUGGCCAAGCUUUUGGAAGAGCGCCUUGCUAACGACAAGCUGGAGCAUAUAGAAAAGAAAAACAAAGAGGCAGCCGCGAAGAGCGAGGCAGUUGAAAAUGCAAUGGAAAAGAGCCCUCCUCACAAAAGUACCACGCAAUCUACCCCAAUCAGAACUGUCUUUAGAAGAUCGUCGUUGCAACGGUCCGGUCUCUCCCCCAUGGGUAGUGAGGGGUCUCCGCCGAGUUCUCUUUCUCCCAGACCACUUAGCAGAUCGCCUUCCUUGAAUAAUAAAAGGGCAUCGCUUUUCAACAAAGUACCCAAAAAUGGCAGCAACCACUCGUCGCCACUUGUUUCCAGACGCGGUUCUGUGUCAGAAAAUGAGCAGACCACUGGUAUGAAAUCACCAGUUUCUGCAAAACCUGUUGGUGGUGCCAAUGAUCGUAUGCGUGUUCAAGGAAGAAAACGGUCUGCUUCUUUGCAAUCGGCGUUGCAUGCUCCGUCUGAGCCAACCUCAAAUACAUUUCUCGGUGACAACAUCCGAUCCAAUUCUUUGCAAGCGGGUGCAAGCCUCAAUCAGCGUAUGAUACGCAAUUCCUUCGCUCAAGUAUCUGGUAAUUUACUCGGUGGCAGCCCAACCGCCCAAAGAGGAGCCGCAGUCAUUUCGCCAACGCCACGGAAAAAAAAACCAGAGGUAGUGGUGCGGUCCGCAUCACCUUCUCCUGUUUCUCGGGAUCAAUCUCCUUCGAAAUCACCAUCUGAUAGUCGAGAGAUCGAUCAACUUCCGAAGAUUGAGUCUUUGGUGCUGGAUAACGAAAAGCUAGCAUUAAUAUCAAGAAAGGACAGUCCUGAGAGCAAUGAUUCUGCCGCAACGGAACCUUCCAGUGAAGCUGGUGUAGAUGGAGGAGGAAAUGGAGGCCUUCAAGAUGACAGUGAGAACCAGGCCACUGACCAGAAUGAUGAUGUAAUUAUGAAAAAAGUCCGGUUCACUGGUGUCCCUCCAUUUUCGAUCGACGAGGACCCACGCCCCAAGAGGAGAGGCUGGUAUAAGAAGCCAGCAGUCCUGCGCUACCCACCUCCUCCACCCCAGUAUGCUGUACAAAAAUACACGCUACGUCAAGAGGGCGCUACUUUCCAUAACAGCUUGCGAGAAAAUGAUGUCGAAAGCAACAAUGCAGUUCAGAAAAGAUCCUCGCUUAUAGCACAAGCGGAUAUGUCAGGCACCACUGGGCAUAAACUGGCCUCUAAACUACGGGAUAAGCUAAUUCGUUAA
Messenger RNA from Lachancea sp. 'fantastica', 2472 nucleotides. NCBI's taxonomy places the organism in Eukaryota, Fungi, Ascomycota, Saccharomycetes, Saccharomycetales, Saccharomycetaceae. The record is from the annotation of a GenBank genome assembly.